Molecule: messenger RNA, 1983 nt
Organism: Amphibalanus amphitrite
Lineage: Eukaryota; Metazoa; Arthropoda; Thecostraca; Balanomorpha; Balanidae
Product: peptidyl-prolyl cis-trans isomerase E-like
Exons: 7
Coding region: 136-1041 (301 amino acids)
Biological process (GO): protein peptidyl-prolyl isomerization; protein folding
Cellular component (GO): intracellular membrane-bounded organelle
Molecular function (GO): RNA binding; peptidyl-prolyl cis-trans isomerase activity
Source: RefSeq, a predicted model, not a curated record
UAACGCCUCGUGCGCCUCAAGUGCGCCUCUCAGCAUGAGCAUUCUCGAAAACGUUUGGUUUGGUUGGAAAGAUAUCAAUUUUAUUCCUAAUUGAUAAUUGUCAAUCGAUCCGCAGAUCGGCGACAGCUGGUAGUGAUGACGUCGGUGGGGGCGCAGAAGCGGACCGUCUACGUCGGGGGACUGGCCGACGAGGUCACGGAGGAGGUGCUCCAGGGCGCCUUCAUCCCCUUCGGAGACAUUCAGGACAUCCAGAUCCCGCUCGACUAUGAGACGGAGAAGCACCGCGGCUUCGCGUUUGUCGAGUUCGAACAGAACGAGGACGCCGCCGCCGCUGUCGACAACAUGCACGAGUCGGAGCUGUUCGGACGCACGAUUCGUGUGAACCUGGCGCGCCCGCUGCGGGUCCGCGAGGGCUCCUCGCGGCCCGUCUGGGCCGACGACAACUGGCUGCAGCAGCACGCCGGCGAGACGCUGGAGAAGGAGACCCAGGGAGACAAGGAGGAGAGCCGGGUGGUCUCCAAGAUCGCGCCGCGCGCCGCCCGCGAGGGCACGCUACCGCAGGUGUAUCUGGACGUGAAGGCGGGCAGCACCGCCCUGGGCCGGAUCAUCAUCACGCUGCGCUCAGACGUGGUACCCAAGACGGCCGAAAACUUCCGCUGUCUGUGCACACACGAGAAGGGCUUCGGCUACAAGGGCUCCACCUUCCACAGAGUCAUACCCGGCUUCAUGCUGCAGGGCGGCGACUUUACGGCCAAUAACGGCACCGGCGGCAAGUCCAUAUACGGCGGCAAGUUCGCCGACGAAAACUUCACCCUCUCGCACGAGCCGUACUGCCUCUCGAUGGCCAAUUCCGGGCCCGGUACCAACGGUUCGCAGUUCUUCAUCACGACCGACCGCACCGACUGGCUGAACGGCAAACACGUGGUGUUCGGGAAGGUAACGGGAGGCGCGGACGUGGUGAAAAAGGUCGAGAGACUGGGAUCCAAGUCGGGCAAAACAGGCGAGAAGGUGGUCAUUCACAGCUGCGGAGAAAUGGUGUGACGUGGAGAUGGGGAGAUGGGAGAAUGGGACUUGACUGAGGCGAGGGUGCAGUAGGAAUCGGGAGUUAAGUGUGUGUACGAGAAGUGAAGUGUGUGAAGUGUGUGUCUCGUGUGGCGUGAAUCACGGAUGGAUGUAAUGUAGGAGCCAGGAGGGUGAUGGCGCGAAACGGCUCCACCUUCAACCAAAGUCAUCAAUAUUGAUGGCUUUGUAUCAGCGUGUUUGCGGACGUAUGCUGGGAGUGUACUGGGGCGAUGGAUCGUCAGGCGUGUAUGUGAUGGUAAAGCCAGAGCCAGAUGAGAGUUCAGGCGCGACUGUCGGAUAGAAUGCAGAUUGUGUCGACUCCCCGACUGGAGUAACGGGCUGCGCCGUGGACCAGUUCCCGUGUCGACUCCCGACAGUUUGUGUCUUUGUGUCGCCUUCCCGACUGUUUGUGUCGACUCCCCGACAGCUUGUGUCGCCUCCCCGACUGUUUGUGUCGACUCCCGACUGUUUGUGUCCGCUCCCGACAGUUUGUGUCGGCUCCCCGACAGCUUGUGUCGGCUCCCCGACUGGAGUACGGGGCUGCGCCGUGGACCCAUUCCCGUGUCGACUCCCGACUGUUUGUGUCGGCUCCCCGACUGGAGUAGCGGGGCUGCGCCGUGGACCCGUUCCCGUGCCGGCUCCCGACAGUAAUUUGGUCGGCUCCCCGACUGUUUGUGUCGACUCCCGACUGUUUGUGUCGGCUCCCGAUAGUUUGUGUCGACUCCCCGACUGGAGUACGGGGCUGCGCCGUGGACCCGUUCCCGUGCCGGCUCCCGAGGUGGAGCUCAUUGGCCUUAUACACAUCAUCGCCGCACUGUUGUACAUUUGUAAAUGAGACGUGGCGCUCACUCAUCCCAAUUACCCAUUUGUUCAUCACGUGACCAUCAGAUGCCUCACUAAAUAUAGUGUGUUGAUAAUGGA